Messenger RNA from Drosophila subpulchrella, 3164 nucleotides. RefSeq names its product macrophage colony-stimulating factor 1 receptor 1. Gene Ontology annotation, cellular component: signaling receptor complex. Gene Ontology annotation, biological process: positive regulation of kinase activity; protein phosphorylation; cell surface receptor protein tyrosine kinase signaling pathway. Gene Ontology annotation, molecular function: transmembrane receptor protein tyrosine kinase activity; ATP binding. NCBI's taxonomy places the organism in Eukaryota, Metazoa, Arthropoda, Insecta, Diptera, Drosophilidae. Bases 741 to 3137 code for a protein of 798 amino acids. The transcript is spliced from 15 exons. The record is from RefSeq and is a predicted model, not a curated record.
UUCAGUGUGUGACGGACUCCGCGUCGGCUACGUGAUAUUUCCGAAAUACCGGUUGAUUCGCUCAUCUUUCUAACAAUUUUUGGCGCGUAAUUCAAAUCAGAAGUGUUAAGUGACAAGUUAACCUUAUAAUGUGAUUGAUAUAUGCAUCAAUAAAUUAAAGGAAGAAUAUAAUAAAAAUAUAGUUUCGAAAUGUGUAUAAAAUAUCACAGUGCCAGUGAUGUGCAAUCUUAUUAAGUGAAUGUAAACGGAAAAGGAAAUGUAGCACCUGCAGAAAACAAGCAUAAAUGCCCCGUGAAAUAUGUGAGAUUCAAGGAAAUCAUAAUUAAUGAAAAUUAAAAAAGUCUAAAAAUAAAUAGCCACAAGUAAACAAAAAAUGGAAAUUUUAUGUGAAGUUUAUAUGAAUGAAUGUGUAAACGGACCAACGGAAAUUUAAUUAUUUUGCAAAUAUCCCGAAUAAGUGCUGUGUGUGUUGGGAUAUCCAUUUCCCUCCCCGGCCCCCACAUAAUAGCCCUGUAUUUGUUUUUCUAUGCCCCCCCCACAAAAUAAUACAAAUUCGACGAGUGAAUGUUUACUGGCGGGGCGAACAAAUAGCCAAAAUAAGUGUUGAACGUAAACAAAAACUUGAAAUGAUUGCGUCCGAAGUCAUCAGCUGAAAAGUCAACAUCCCAAAAACGAGACUCGAGCGAGGAGUGAAACGCAAAUGUAAACACAGUAAAUAAUGUGGAGGCCAGCUCAUCAGAAUGCAUCAUUCGAACAACAUUCGAAAUAGGAUAGUGUUGAUUUUGUGGCUUAUGCUUGCAUAUGAAGCCUUGGGCCAAAGUCUUGGGCAACACAACACCACAACCGCACCCGGCAAUCCGACAAUGAUAUCACUGGUCCAGAGUGGGGAUGUGGACCCAGAAACAGCCCUGAUGGAAUCCCAUCGGUAUGUCACGGGUUUGCCCGCACCAAAGGCCCAGGACCCCCUAACCCGAACGCGUCUAAAUCCGACACCUGAUGGGGAAAUCACAGAGCUGAGCACAAACGUAACGCUCUACAUGGAGAAAAUCCCACGCCUACAGGUGCGAUGGCAGGACAAUUUGCCGGAAGGCACUUCAUACAAUGUCCUUGUAAGUGCAGUAAACAACAGCCGUUGUCCCGAUGCGCCGUGCAGUGAGUACGGAAUCAAGCAGAAAAAGACGAAUUCCGAAUCGCACUUCGUAUACCUGCCAGUGAAUCCCAAUCUGAACGUGGAGUCUGUGGACUGCAACUACAUGUUCGGCUGCCAGUACCAGGUCAUUGUGGAGACCUCCAAUGCGAUGGUCAGGCGGUCUGCCCGCGUCUAUAUUCCUCAGUGUCUGGAGGGCAAGUGCUCCUGCCAAUUGGCGCCCACGCCGCCGAAGGUCCUGGCCUUGGGCAAAAUGCUAAAUAACGAGACCAUCAGCAUCAAUGUCUCGAUCCUGGCCAGCGAGCUGUUGCGCAAGGAGCAGGACUCUCAUCUGCACGAGACAUUGAGGACCUACAAAAUGCAAUUGAAAAUAAACGAGGAGACAAACCCCUCGCUUCCCUGGGGCGGGGUACUGAAGCACCUGAUGACCCGCGUUUACAAACUCAGCGAACUGAACUUCAGGCCGACGCCCAAGGGGUUCGAGGGCAUCAUGAAGCUGGGACUGGGAACGCAGCUCAAGGAGAAGGCCUCGCUCAGUGUGCAGGCCGUCAUCGUCGAUCCUUCCGGAUGCGAGGGGCCCCGCAGCGUUACCAAGGUGCCGGUGCCCGCCAAUUCCGUUCUGCUAACUGAAGGAGACAGUGUGAGCAACUACAUCAUUGUGAUGAGCGGCAUGCUGAUUGCCAUCAUCCUGGCUGGUCUGAUUAUGCUGCUCCUGCGACGACGACGGGCCAGGAAAACUGCCAAGCUGCGAAAGCAGGAGCAGAUCUACAUCCAGACCUUUGCCACCUCCGCCAUUGAGAUGGAGGACAAUGUCAACUAUGUGGACAAGUACGUGGAGAAAUCACAAGUCCUGGGACUGGCAGACAUCUUUGAGGUUCCCCACUCGGCCAUCCAAAUUGGUCGGAUAUUGGGCGAGGGAGCCUUUGGUGAAGUGCACGAGGCCACUGCGAUUAACUUGCGCCGGAUGAGGGGCACCACCAUUGUGGCCGUGAAGCAGCUGAAACCCAAUCCCAAGGCGGAUGAGGUGGCCGAGUUCCUGGCCGAGAUCGAGAUGCUCAAGGGCGUGGGCACGCACCACAAUGUCGUCUGCUUCCUGGGAUGCUGCACCAUCAAGCCGCCCUACCUGAUGAUCAUGGAGUACGUGGGAAAAGGGAAUUUGCUGAGCUAUUUGCGAACGGUGCGCCAGGAGGCGGGCAAGCUGAAGAAUCGGAAUGCCAACUACACCACCUGCAGACCCAUUUCGAGCAGGACUAAUGGCACCUCUUCGCCCAAGUCGCAGAGCGUGAACUACAUCGAAUUGAAGGCAUCCAGCCAGACCAUUGAAUUGGUCCAGGUCCAGGACGAUUCCAGUGCCAGCAUGAACGGUCCUCGGCAGCCACCGCCCUCCUUUGCCGAAACCACUUACACAAUUGUCGAGGAUGAGGAUGCUUUCGAGUAUAUACUGGACAACAAGGAACUGCACAAUUUCGCCCUGCAAAUUGCCAACGGAAUGCGGUUUUUGGAAGAGCAGGAAAUAACGCAUCGUGACCUGGCUGCGCGAAAUGUAUUGAUUGACAGCAAUAAGACCCUGAAAAUAUCAGAUUUUGGUCUUUCCAGGCAUGGAAUAUAUACGAACACAAGGACGCGAAAGCUCCCUCUUCGCUGGCUGUCCAUCGAAGCCAUUCGCGACAAUGUCUACUCCAGCAAGAGCGAUAUAUGGGCCUAUGGCGUAGUGCUCUGGGAGAUCGGGACACUGGGGGCCUCGCCAUAUCCCACGAUCAGCAACAGCGAGCUGAUCCCAUUCCUGAUGGCGGGAAACCGGCUGCAGCGACCCGAAAUCUGCACCCCGCAGGUGUACACCAUCAUGCUGCAGUGCUGGCUGGAGGAUCCCGAGGAGCGACCCACCUUCGACGCCCUGUACAGGGUCCUCAGUCCAAAGACCACCUACGUGGACAUCAACAGCCUGAGUGAUGACUACGUAUUUCCGCCGAUUAGUGAGAAUCGGGAAUAAACUAUUGUAUAUAUCGUUAUAGGUGUA